Messenger RNA from Guillardia theta CCMP2712, 625 nucleotides. RefSeq lists its product as hypothetical. The transcript has 5 exons. Lineage: Eukaryota; Cryptophyceae; Pyrenomonadales; Geminigeraceae. The record is from RefSeq and is a predicted model, not a curated record. Bases 6 to 392 code for a protein of 128 amino acids. Gene Ontology annotation, cellular component: cytoplasm; nucleus. Gene Ontology annotation, biological process: proteasome assembly.
CAGCAAUGGCUGAAUGGCAGCUGAGAGCGAAGAAUGAGAGGAAGGGAGUGAGACAGGACGUGCAGGAGGAGUUUUCCCUUCAGAGCCAUCUCAAGACGUUCUCAGCGAAGAGUUUCGAGGAUUACAAACAAACUUUAGUUCGAACACAAGGAAUUCAUGCUGCAAUGCGGUUGAAUAUGGAAAAUACUAUCCUUGCACAGUAUCGCAGAAUGCCAGGUUUUCACAGCGAGUUCGUGGGUUUGGAUACCAUGCAAGACGGAAUACAGAAUGUUGGGUUUGAAGACAUUUUGAACGAUCCUCGUGAAUCACCUGCAAUGCCCAUCAGCCUCCAUGAAGGUAUGGAACAGCUGCUUAACAUUAAUCCAAGUGUAGAGCCAAGGCCGUCGCAUUAAGGAUGAUCUAGUUUGACUUGAACAAAAUAUGAACUUGAAAAGUCUUAUUUAUUAGAUUCGAUUGCACGAAAUCUCUUCUUCUCUGAUGAAUUGCACGAACGAUGGAAUAUAUUAGCAGAUGCGCUCGUCUUUCGAACAUUUGCAGAUAACAAUUUAUUUCCAUGAUUUCGUGAUUUCAUUAGGAAUUUUUGAUCAUUAGACGUCACAGUACUGUCCAAUGACAAAUCUUAUCA